Molecule: messenger RNA, 4627 nt
Organism: Mercenaria mercenaria
Lineage: Eukaryota; Metazoa; Mollusca; Bivalvia; Venerida; Veneridae
Product: tumor necrosis factor ligand superfamily member 15-like
Exons: 3
Coding region: 16-819 (267 amino acids)
Biological process (GO): immune response
Cellular component (GO): membrane
Molecular function (GO): tumor necrosis factor receptor binding
Source: RefSeq, a predicted model, not a curated record
UUGCGAUUGUUUAUUAUGGAGCCCAUUUUUAAAGGAAUAGUUAUCUGCGUUUUGUGUUUGGUUGUUGUUGUGUUAGCAACUGUUUUAGCGCUUUUUUGGACAAUGCCUGACUUAUCAAACACUGUUACUAAUGACAAAAUAUGUUUGCCAUCUGAAAAUGGUAUUCUUCGUUGUGGAAAUGCACCGGAUUUAAUACAUGAUUAUUUAGAGAGGAUAACGGCUGAAAAAUAUGACAAGAUUAAACAAGAGGACGAAGAGCGGCAACAGAAAUACCUAGACGAAAACAGAGUCCGCCUGAUGGCCAUUUAUGACAAAUAUUUUUGGGAAAUGAAGCCAGCUGCUAAACUAACGGGAAAAGAACAGUCAAAGCAAAACAAAAAGAGUCAUGCAGAGAUGACGCCGAUACGAGUUUGGCGCCAUGGGAGAGAACUCUACGAUACAAGCGGGUUUGAACGUUACGGCUUGCGAUAUAGAAAUGGUCGUUUAGUUGUCCCUGUAUCAGGCACUUACUUCAUAUAUUCUCAUGUUGACUUUUUCGAGCCUUGCGUCCCCUCCACCGGUAAACCAAAUGUUAAGAAUACAAGCAUACCAAUUAAACACGGUAUUUUUAAGUUCAAUAUCUUGGACGUGGAGGAGUCUGAAUUAGUUUCAAGCGUUCAGCCUCACACUAUUUCCAGCAAUCGAUACUUCAACUCGUACAAUAGUUACGUAUCGACACUUGCUGAAUUAAAAGCUGGAGACGAAAUAUCAGUGAAAGUAUCAAAUAUUACUUAUUUGAAAUAUACGAGAGAUAACUAUUUUGGCUUGAACCUAGUUUAGAUCUCCCCUAUAUGGACGGCGUCCUCGCUCGCGGGGAGGGGCAGUGAUGGAAGCUUUAAUUUGUUCUUGAUAUUCCCUCCAAAUACAAAAGUUUUGGUUCCUUAAUGAAGCUCAUUAGAAUCGCAAUGAUUUUUCUUUUAGGAGGGAAUAUUGCAAGCAUAUAGGGUGUAAAGAUAGUUCGUUACUGUUUAACAAACAGCUUUCAGAUUUUUCUAAGAUAUAAAAUACAACACAAAAUAUCCAUAUUAUUUACCGAAAGACUACCUGUGGUCAUGUGUUAAGUUUUUGGAUAAGUUCAGAUGAAUACAUAGCAUUCUUUGUACAAAAUGACAUUUUUGUUUUCAUUUUUAUGCGUUAAGGCCAUUUGCACAUGUGCACAUAGUUAUAGUUGUAAAGUAAAUGAUUUUUGUAUUGUACAUAAAUAUUUACAUAUACAUGUAUGUCGUAAAUUUCUAAUGUUAGAAAGUGAGAAAUGCAUGUUUAUUUUGAAAAAAAAAAGAUUCUCUCUCUCUCUCUCUCUCUCUCUCUCUCUCUCUCUCCCCUCUCUCUCUCUCUCUUUCUUUGCAUAUCCGCAUAUACAUUUUGUGUCGUAUGGCCGAAAAACUAUACAUGUCGUACUGUUUAUAGGAUUAUUUGUCAAACUGAAACUAACUUUCCUUACACCCUUUACAAGAUAUUUUUUACUUGUAGGAUCAAAAUAUAUUUCUUCUAGUGAACUGCAGAUGCAGCAAAGCGAGUGAAUAUCUAUUACUUUAUUCAACAAUCAGUACACAACUAAUUUGAAGUCCGUUUUAAAUGUUGAAAGGUUUCCAUCACUGGCUGACAGUCCAUGUUUAUUUAUCCAUAGUAAGUGCCUGCUACCUUCUUAAACAUAUACCACUAGAGCCAAAUUAUGUUAAAUGAUUAUUGUGCACUUAUUUUUUCCAACGAUUAGUCCUGCCUUUUUCAUUCAUUUGUUAAUUGUUUAUUAAAGGCUCACAAUGCCUUUGUUUAUUAAAUGGCUUUGUUAUCUAUACUGAAAAAAAAAGUUCUUGUUCAAUCCAGUUUAAUGCGUGCGCGUGUUUAUGAUGAUUUGUAAACAUGUUCAUAAUAAUACGCCAUUCAUUGUGAACUGUUUUGUUUUCUGCUGAGAAGCACUUAGACACGAUGAUUAAAGUCUACGUGAUGAUAAGUUGCGGAUAUAUGUCACGUAAUGGAUUAAUUAUUAAUGCACGAUAUUCAUGUUUGUGUUGUGUAAUAAAAAGCAUUUUGAAAAAGUGUUACUCACGCACGGUAUUUCUAACAAUAAAAUGUUUAUGUUAUUAUUGAGUAAAGGGGAAUCAGGUAGUGAAACCAUUAUCCAUGAUUUUUCGGCGUGUCGUAUUAAGCACAAUAAAAGUUGCGCUGAUUGGAGGAAAGGCUGAAAAUGUUUCACUCUGAGUCAUGUGUGACACAGAGUGAAAUGACAACGCGUUCGUCAUCUAUAACCUCUAUAAGUACAGCACCAUCGGGUUGUAUACGUACCACUUGAAGAGGUGUGCAUAACCAAAUAUUCAUCUGUUCAUCCGGAUAUAUUUCUGUUUUGUUUAGUUUCCUUUCCUUAAGUUUUGUUUUUACAAAAAGGUUAUUUGUUUUAUACAGUCAUUAACUCUUACCCUGCAUUACAGCAACACUUUCUAACCAGUGCAGGUCAUUACUAACCUGCAACAACAUGUCCGAUACUGUUAAAUUUUAUACUCUAAAUUUUAGAUUAAUCUUUCCGGUGAAAGUAGUACUGUACAUAUUCUGAAAAAUAGACAGAUUUGAUAAUAAGCCAGAGUAGGGUAAGGAUUCAUGUUGCUUCCAACAAUUUCAGAAAUAAAGUAUAGAACGUAUUUCAAUAUUGUUUGCUUACUGUUACCAAAGUUGCUCAAAGUGAGCUUUUGUGAUUGUUUGGUGUCCGUCGUGUGUCCCUCCGCAAUUUCUAAACACAGUCUUCUUCAGAACUACUGUCCUCAUUUAUGCAAAACUUCACAGAGGCCCCUUUCAACAUUGCAAAAAGAUUUAAAAUGCAGGUUUCUGUCCAUAUAUAACUUGUGUUUCAGUUACAUCACGCCGACCAUCUUUUUUAAAGAUAUUUCUUGUUAGUUAUACUUUUGAAUCGAGUUGCCAUGAAGUAAACCCUGAUUUACCAAUAAAGACAUAAGGCGUAAAAAUAUUUGUUUCCGGUAUCCCGACCUACCCUAAUUUUUGGCCCGACCCUAAAUGUUUUUAUGGCUUUGGACAUUUUUCCCAAUUUUUUUGACAAAAAGUUGCAAUACUGCACUUUUUAUGCUUUAAACAUGGCCAGUGAUAAUGUUUUUGUUAUCGUGAGUGUGACUUGUCAAAAUAGCUGACAUAAAAAAGGAAAAAUAAAUAUGUAUGUUUAAGAGAUGUUUUCUCUUAAAAAGUCAAUGUCCGUAAUACUUGCAUUCAGCAGGUUACGAGUUUUAUUUUUUGAAAUAUUGUAUUUUCUUAAUAAACUGAUUUGUAGAUAUGCUCUGUUCUAUUCAUUGAUAUACAAAACAUUUUAAAAAAGGGUUAUUUGACGAAUGAACUACAUUUUCGUGUUUUUCACUUGUUGAACGUUUUUGUAUUCAGAGGGCGAUGACCUAUACGCAUGCUUUACACACAGCUAAUGUGUAUUAUAUCACUUACGCUGUAAAUUACAGUUAAUUAUCAGACAUUAUUAUCGAUCGAAGUAUUUUAUUGCGCCAUAUUCAAUGAAACGUCGUACAAUUAUAUGACGUAAAGCGAGUACGCAGUUACAUAUAUUAUACAUUUCCUUUCUUUCAAUCAGUUGUUCUAAAUACGUGUUAAUAUUUUCAGUUUCGUUAUUAAAAAGGUUUCUAAACAUGAAAGGUUUAUACAUAUUUCUGGAAUCAUUUCACGUAAAUAGUUAGAAUCUUUAAAGUUGAGUACUCUUUUAUAACACUUUUCGAUCUGUUUUCGUUUUUAAAAGAGGUAAACAAAGAUUAAAGAUUCUUCUUAUAUUUUUUGUUCAAAUGUGAUGACAAUGAUUGAUGAUGUUUAAUGAUUUAAUUAAUACGAGAUAUUGAACUCAUUACUACUUACAAUUACCAUAUAACAUUUUGUAUUUGCUCUAAGGAAUUUCACUUUUAACUUAACGUGUUGGUAAUGGUUAAUAGAAAAACAGAAUAUUUGAAUUUUUGUAAAGUAUAUGUGUUAAGGUUAAAUUUUUGUAAGAAGCCAACAAAUCUCACCGAAACUACGAAUUCCCUCCAGCUCACUUAAAAUGUGAACGAUAGCUUUAAAGGAAGCAAAUUAUCCACAAAAACUUGUUUCAUCGUUUACAUGCAAUGGUUUUAUUUAUUUAUUAGUUAAUAACAGACGUUCUUACUCAUUGUUGUCUGCAUAUGUCAGUGAUAUAUAUUUCUCAGUUGAUAGUAAAUUUGUAAAAUUAAAUAUUAACAUAGGGUAAUACAUGUACACUAAAUUUACUUUUAAAUAAUUGUAUGAUUUUAGGUGACUUAUAGGCCCAUUGGGCCGGUAGCGUACUAUUUUUGUAUGUAUGUAUUGUAAAACUUAUGCACAUGUCACGUUAAUAAAACAUUUACUUACUUACUUACUUAUAUUUGAUCUUCUUGUGAUAUAAAAAAAAACAACCGGAGUCGUUACUGCGCAUAAAGUUCAAUAAAAUACUGAGUCACUUACUUUUUACUAUUAUUAUUAUUAUUAUUCUUAUUGUUAUCAUUAAUUGUUAUGAUUAAAGUUGUUAUUGUUAUUAUUAUUAUUAUUGUUGUUGUUGUUAUAAAAAUUCAUGUCUUGAAAUAAAUCCUUUCUUUCUGAA